This is a messenger RNA of Moneuplotes crassus, 3464 nucleotides long. The record is from the annotation of a GenBank genome assembly. Lineage: Eukaryota; Ciliophora; Spirotrichea; Euplotida; Euplotidae.
AUGGAUUCUGACGAAGGCGACGCUUUUGAUAAGCUCAUUGACCAGACUGAGGAAAUGGAUGUGACCAAGAUCAAUGCAUCCUACUUUGACCAGAAAGCAGAUAUGAAGACAUACCAGUCUUUGGACAAUAAACUAAAGGAGAUCUCACAGAAAUUGAGUGUUCAGAAGUUAAACAAGCUCAAGAAUUUCUCACUUGUUCGUGACUUAGUGGACAUCAUCAUCAGUUCUCAGAACAGCUUCGAGUCUUUAAAAGGAAAACAGAAAGAACUCAAAGAUUUAGAGAAGUACUUGUCUAAGAUAUGUAAGGAAAUCCUUGCUUUGAAGAAUGACGAUUUCCAUAACUGUGUCAGUGGCAUGAAACCUCUCUACCUCAAAAUCAAGGAAGUCAACUUAAGACUCGAACAAGUUGAGAACAGGAAAAACGAAUGUGAGCGGUCUCUUAAAGACCAAAGCGGCAUUGAUGAGAUCAGACAACUAGAGUAUAACGCACUUUAUUACUCUGAACUUGAGAGAGGAUUAAUGCUUUUUGAAAGGUAUGAAGGGAAAUUUGCUCGAGUGAAAGAAUAUGAAAAUAAAAAUAACUAUAUCAUGUGCAUACUUAAGCUCCAAGAGAUUGACAGACUAUACCAAUCGAACAUUGUUGAACUCAACGAAUUCCCUGACUUAGUCAAGAUCAUCAAAUCGAAGGUUGAAGAAUGGAACAAGAAAAUCAAGAGAGAAUUAGAGAACAAAGUGUUAUCAAUCCUUUUCCAUCGAAAAGAAGAUUUUCCAUCAAUUCUUGAGACAACUCUCAUAGUCAAGAAAACAAACUGGGUGCAGGACUCCAACAUCGAAGAAGUUGAGGACUUCUUCGAUCUUGUCGCUAGAAAUGUGUUUAGCCUUAAUGAUAGCAUUAAGCUCAGCAUUGCCAAAACUCUGUCUAGAAAGAACAAAGAAGACGACAUAAUGAGCAUGCAAAGGAUUGUCAAGAGGUACAUUACAAUACAAAAAGAAGAAAAUUUUGACCCUAGAGAUCCAGAUUAUGAGGAAAACCAGGAAAUUAUCCAGAAGAUUGGGAUCUUCUUUGAUGAUCUUUCUGACCCUGAGAUUAUCUAUGUCAGAAAGGAAGCAUACCUCACGUCAUGCUUUGCAGCUCUGAGCGAGCUUAAUCAAGGGAAUUCAGGAGGAUAUCAAGAGAAGAGAUCAUCUAAAAUUCUGAUAGAAAAUGUUGAUCUUGAGUUCAUCUCUCAAAAUUUGUUAAGAGAGUUUCCUAAAACUCUAAUGAAUGCGAUUAGGCUCAUAAUUAGCAAGCUCAACUACAGAAAUAAAUCUGGAGGAAGAAGAAGAAAUUACGGGCGUGAAGAAAAUAUUGACGAGGAUCUAGAAUUCACUGAUGAUGUUGAGUUACAAAUUUUCAACGCACUGAUUGGAAUCCCAUUACAAAUGCUCAACCUCACAUCUUCAUUCCUGGACAGUCUGUUUCAUUACUUGCUCUGUCUCUUUGAUAACUUUGUGACUAUCGCAGAAAUCACAGCGAAUUCUCAGCUUGCAGAUGAAGCAUUUAAUGGAAUCCAGUAUUACAUUAAGAUAAUCCUGCAAGCUUUGUUUGAUUAUGAUGAUACCCUCCAAGUGCAAACCCAAGAUAAAGAGAAGAAGAACUUCAGCGAGAGAAUGACAAUGGGCGGAGUUCACAAUUCUCCCUUCAAGAAUGAGAAUCGGAGUUGCACCUUCAUUUUCUCCUCUGAGGAGGAAAGCCACGAGUUUCUGAAGAAUUCUAUCAAAGAACAAUUUGACUUCUAUCAAACUGUUCUUAGUGAGCUCACUGAUGGGUUUAUUCGACCAAAUAUUAUGUACGCAGGGUUCUUUGGGUGGAAAUGUAAUGAAUUCUUACAAAAUUUAUCUGAUAAAGCUAAGAAGUUGAUGAACCCUCACUCUCAAUACAAAGUCUUUGUCCUCUGGAACAAGCACUUUAUUGAAAGUUCUCUUGAACUUUUAGCUGAGAGAUUACGCAGCAAAAUAGAGCUCUUGACUGAAGGAUAUGUCUCACAGAGCUUCAGAAUCUUUACUGUUGCUCAUAAGGAACAAUUUGAAGAACAGAGUGAUGGUAGAAUGAUCCAGAAACCAAACAUCACUAGUAGUAAAGAUCUUAGCAGUAGAAGUUUUGAAAGCAUCAAUGAGUCUGUAUUCCUUUAUAUGGAUACAUUGAGUAGAUUCUUGAAAUUCCUAGGCUCUCCUGUGAAAUCAAAUCUGCUGUUCAAGACUUCAAGAUCAGCAGAGGAAAACUAUACAGAUUAUACUACUAACCUACACCAAACAUUGGUUGAUAAUAUCUCGAUGUUUUCUAGAAAGCUGGAGUCUUUCUUCAAUGAGCUAGUCAAGAACACUCAUUUUCCUGGUUCAAACAAGCUUGAGAAGGAAUUCUUCUCAAAAGAUUUCUAUGAAGGGGAGAUAAACUCUGUAGAAUUCAUCAAAACUGUUGAGAAGACGAUAAGCGUAGCUGCAUCAACUUCAAUAGACGUGAUUGAAGAAGAGAAGCUCUCUCGAGAGGGCUCUAUAGCUUCUGGCAAAGAUAUUGUAUAUGAUGAGUACUGGAACUCAAAACAAAACAAAAACGAAAUGUCAUUCCUACAACUUGAAGGGCUAGAAAGUAUCACUGGAGGAGGAAGCUCAGAGGAAUAUUUGGAGUUUCUUAAGCAUCCAAGGUUGGCCAUAGAAGAUAACUACCUUAAGUCUGAUAUUACUCUGAUUACUUUAAUGAUCGAACUGAGUUGGAAUCUAGGUGAGUUGAUUAAAGGGCUCAAGACAUUUGAAAAGGCCACCUCUCAUAAGCUGUCUCUCCAGAAAACGCUCAAACCGAUUAUCACUAUCUACAAUAAUUGUAACAUCUUUCUUAGAUGUGAAAUCGUUGGAAGAAUCUUCUGAGGUUUACGUGAAAUGGUUUAUACAGAUUUCAAUAAAAAGUAUGGUUCAAAAGGAGCAGAAAGCUUUGGUAAUUUCGUUUGCAGAGAAAUUAAAUAUUUCUACCAUCUAACUCAGCAACUUGGGCUACGCGGAAGUUACAUAAUGUCUGUGGUUCCUCGAUUGGUAGCAAAAAUUUUCAGAACAAACAUCAGAUAUAUCAAGAACUCAACUAUCAAUGAGAAUGGAUUCAACUCUUUGGAGACUACCUUUGAGUAUAUCAUAGCAAGUUUCAAAAUCUUUUCUAAGAAUGAUCUGAAAUCCAUUUCUGCUCUCAACCAAUGUGAAGUUUCGAAGACAAAAUAUUUCAUUCAUUUGUUAAGUCUGCAAAAGAAAGAACUCAUCACCGAAAUAACCGAAAACGAACAAAACUGCACAAUGAUGGAAUACAACAGUAUCCUAAAUAUCCAAACUCACAGAAGAGAUAAGCUGAAUGAUCUUGAGAAGAAAUCCUUACUAAAAAUGGUCAAGGAGCGUACUAAUGACUAAACAUCUGAAUGCCUUAAUGCCAGAAUCAUCAGAUAUUA